This is a messenger RNA of Dendroctonus ponderosae (mountain pine beetle), 2152 nucleotides long. RefSeq lists its product as uncharacterized. The transcript is spliced from 2 exons. NCBI's taxonomy places the organism in Eukaryota, Metazoa, Arthropoda, Insecta, Coleoptera, Curculionidae. Bases 216 to 1511 code for a protein of 431 amino acids. The record is from RefSeq and is a predicted model, not a curated record.
CUAGAAGCAGAGUUGUGCUUAUUCUAGUUACUACUGCUCUCAAAUUGCUUUCCAAUCAAUUUUAAGAAUUACUUGAUUGCUGUCUUGGUAUUCUAAAGUAUUGUUGAAGGAAUGUAGUUUGUUAGAGUUGCUGGAAAAAAUUUAUCAAUCGGCGACGUAAUGUUGACCACGACCGAUCACCACUUUACUGUUCCUCCCCGGAUGAAAAUUAUCAUAUGAUCCACAUGCAACUGCUACAAUUUAUUGAAAAGAGUGUGGGUGAUCACGUAUAUCUUGUAGGAGAAGAACUGAUUGAAGCAACGGGUCCUGAUGUCUUUCCUCAUACAUUCCAAAUUCGAAUAACUGUAAACACGGAUCAAGGUUUGCCUCUUCAUUUCAAUUUAUUUGUGAAAAUACUAAUAGCAGAUCAGUGCGACUUAGCGCAGAGAGAGCGUGCUUAUAUGAGGUUAGAUGUUCUGAUUAAUCUGAAAAAAGAAAUUCAAAUGUAUUCAGAAGUUAUACCGAAAAUUGCGAAAUUUCAAAAGCUAAGGAUGAUUAACACAGAUUGUCGUGUUUCAAAUUUAUUUGAAAAAUGUUUUGGAACCAGAAUAAGUAUCGAGCCACGACUUCCAAAACUGCCCGAUUACUCUAGUGCGAUACUUCUUUCCAACCCACACGAAAAAUAUACAUUUCAAGCAUGUGAAACUGAAGGAAGCAGAAAUAACGGCUUUACAUAUGACACUACCAUACUGAUUCUACGGGACAUGGCUUAUUUCCAUGCAGGUACACUAGCAAUGCGUCUUAAAAAAAAAGCUCUAUUCCUACGAACAAUUGUUCCGAUCUUAAAUUUGGAAGUGAAAGAGUAUGAGCAAGCGCCCCCUGUUGAAAUGCUUUUCAAAGAAUUGAUUAGCUACGGGUUAAGAGAUCUCCAAUUGUCAGAUGAUCAAAGAGUGGCCAUUCGAGAUUCCCUCCAGCUUUCUAGAUUAUAUAAUCGAUUUGUCAGAGAAGAAACAGAUCAAACUUGGUACGCAUUAAGCUAUUCCCGAUACAGCAUGUCCUAUAUAAUGACAAAACAAACAUGGGAAGAUGCAACGAACCCAAGCAAACUGAUCGAUUUACAUAGAGUCGGUUUUGAUCACUGUUGUAAGGAUUUGGCAAAUUUUAUAUUUACGAGCGUAAGACCUGAGAGCUUCAAUGGGCAAUGGAGUUUCUCAAAUUUGUUGCACGAAUAUUUAUAUGAAUUUUUACGUACUUUACGAUGGCAUAGAGUCCCCAUGGGACAAUACACUUGGGACAAUUUUAGAGCAGAAUUUCACGCCGUCGGUGCGAAAAUGUUGGCUGAUAUUUUUAUGAAUAUUAGAACUAGUUUUUGCAGAAACUACAAGGGGAAUGAGGAUCCAAUAUUAAGCAACGAAUAUCGCAAAAGAAUUACAGCUGCUUUAAAUACUAUGACAAUAUUUCAAUGGAUAAAAGUUUUCGACUCGAAUUCUGCCAACGGUUCGCCCGAUAGCGAUUUAAUAGUAUUUGACUAAUUACGUUAUUUAUGUACAUUUAUGUAAGUACGUUUUAGAAAAUGUGUUGGUAUCACUUUAUAAUAGUACGGUAUUUCAUAUCUAAUAGAUGUAACUCUUCCCAAAGGAAGCUCAAUUUUACUUUAUUAAACCAUGUUUAAAUAGGAUCAAUCUCCAGUGUCAUGAAAUUUUCUGUGAAUGUAUUGGUGUAUAAAUGUCUGAUUUUCUUAGAGUCAAAUCAAUAUAUAUAAGCCAAGAAUUAGCAUGCUUUUCUUACAAUUUACACGAAAGACUUUGCUUUAUUGCUAUUAUUACUAGUUUGAGCACUUUUCCACUAUAUAAAAAAACAAAUUAAAUGAAUAUUAUUCAUUUUCGCCAGUGUUAAAAUGGAAACACAAUAAAUGAACAAGCAAUAUCUAAGAAGUUUUUUUCAUUUCUUAUUAGAUUUGAAACUGGUUAGAUGGAAAAAUGUCAACUAAACUUUAAGAGAACCACAUGCAAUUCAAAAAUUACAUGUAUUGAAUUUGAAGAAACUAGUAUUACUCUAAGACGCUUAAAAUGUUUACAAUUAAUAUAUACUGUGACAAAUUUAUAAUAUUUCGUCAUACAGAUAAUGUGCCAUUUAAAUUCAUUGUUUAAAAUGAAUAUAUACAUUACAUCAA